Molecule: messenger RNA, 2811 nt
Organism: Malania oleifera
Lineage: Eukaryota; Viridiplantae; Streptophyta; Magnoliopsida; Santalales; Ximeniaceae
Product: putative ion channel POLLUX-like 2
Exons: 24
Coding region: 217-2736 (839 amino acids)
Biological process (GO): monoatomic ion transport
Source: RefSeq, a predicted model, not a curated record
AGUAUGUACGGCUUGGCGCAGUGGUCCAGGCGAUCGCGAUGGUGGGGAAGCUUUUGAAAUUUCCCAGUACCAGUUGCAGUGGAGCAUCCUUCGCUGUCCUCCCCUUCCCAUUGCUACAAUCAGUAGACAAACAUUGUAGUCUUUCUUAUAUGCAAGUCUCUCCCUCCGUUCUCCGGCCCUACAGUCUCGGCGCUCCGAGAUACACAGAGCGAGACGAUGAUGAUGCUUCAUCAUUUGCAGAGCUCGCGGCCAUGGAUUCCACCUCCACGCUUACAGCUCAGUCGGAUGGCUUCGUCCAAGAGAAAACAAAUCCCAUGCUUCUAUUGGUGGAUCCAUUCUCCCGCUUUAAGUGCACAUGCAUUUAUAGUACAUAAUGGAGGUAAAGUGGAGGCCAGUUCUCAAAGCACCUUGAAUCACAGUUUGUUUAGGAUGGGCCAACAACAUUUCCCUCAGGGUUACCGAGCUAAAUUCAUGAUGGGGUCUUUGCCAACUUAUUUCCUGCUCAGGAUGAUGCAGUUGAAUUCAGCUAAUAUGUUGAUGAAGAUAAUUCAAGACUUACUUCUCUAUGUGGUUCGAACUAUUGGGGCUACCAGCUCACCUUUUGCUUGUAUAUCUAAUUCCUUGAAUAAACCCAUGCCUCUUAAGUUGGAUGUAUCCUUGCCGUCAUUACAAGAUGUUAGAUGGAGCUUUGCACGAUUAUUAUACUUAUUCAACAUGCAAGUUGAGAGAAACGUUGCCACGUUUUUUGUAGUACUCCUUGCAGCAUGCAUCUCAUUUGUUGCCAUUGGUGGUUUCCUGUUCUUCAAGUUAAGGGGUAGUUCUCAAUCUUUGGAAGACUGCUUCUGGGAGGCUUGGGCAUGCCUGUGCUCGUCAUCUACUCAUUUAAAACAAAGAACACGUGUUGAGCGUGUUAUUGGCUUUAUCCUUGCUAUAUGGGGUAUAUUGUUUUACACCCGCCUGUUGAGCACAAUGACAGAGCAGUUGAGGAAUAAUAUGCAAAGGCUGAGAGAGGGAGCACAAUUGCAUGUUCUGGAGACUGAUCAUAUCAUUAUCUGCGGGGUAAACAGUCAUUUGACCUUCAUACUGAAGCAGCUAAAUAAGUAUCAUGAGUCUGCAAUCCGCUUAGGCACUGCCUCGGCUAGGAGGCAGAGAAUUCUUCUUAUGGCUGAUCUUCCAAGAAAGCAGAUGGACAAGAUAGCUGACAAUAUUGCUAAAGAUCUUAACCAUAUUGAUGUACUUACAAAGAGUUGCAGCCUUAGCUUAACAAAAUCAUUUGAAAGAGCUGCAGCUAAUAAGGCACGUGCUAUAAUUAUAUUGCCAACAAAGGGAGAUAGGUAUGAAGUUGAUACAGAUGCAUUUUUGUCUGUACUAGCCCUUCAACCUCUUCCAAAAAUGGUAUCUGUCCCUACCAUUGUCGAGGUCUCAAACUCCAAUACAUGUGAGCUGUUAAAGUCAAUCUCAGGAGUGAAAGUUCAGCCAGUAGAAAAUGUUGCGUCCAAAUUAUUCGUUCAGUGCUCCCGGCAAAAAGGCCUUAUAAAGAUCUACAAACACUUGCUUAAUUAUCGCAAAAAUGUAUUUAAUCUUUGCAAUUUUCCAAAUCUAGCUGGAAUAAAGUAUAGGCAAUUAAGACGUGGGUUUCAAGAGGCAGUUGUUUGCGGUCUUUUUCGGAAGGGGAAGAUAUAUUUCCACCCAAACGAUGAUGAAGUUCUGGAGCAAACUGAUAAAGUGCUAUUUAUUGCACCUGUUCAUGGGAAAAGAAAAAUGCAGCUCGCAUAUUCAAAUGUUGUCCUGGAAAGAGCUAAUGAUACCAAACAUUUGGAAGCUGUUGAAAAGAAUGAUGGAUCUCCAAAUCAUGUCUUAGAAUUAAAAAAAACAAGGCUUGAAAAUAUUGUAAAACGUCCCACAAAACCAGGAUCAAAGGCAUCAGACUGGACUCUAGGACCAAAAGAAUGUAUACUUGUGCUUGGUUGGCGCCCUGAUGUUGUUGAAAUGAUAGAAGAAUAUGAUAAUUAUCUUGGACCAGGCAGCGUAUUGGAAAUAUUAUCAGAUGUACCAUUGGAUGAUAGAAACAGGGCAAGCAACCUUGCUCACCAAGGCAAUCUAAAAAAUGUCCAGGUUUCCCAUAGGAUUGGAAACCCCAUGAACUAUGAUACUUUGAAAGAAGCUAUAAUAAACAUUCAAAACUCUUUCCAGAAGGGUGGAGAUAUUCCCCUGUCUAUUGUUAUAAUCUCAGACCGUGAGUGGCUUCUUGGAGAUCCUUCCAGGGCAGACAAGCAUUCUGCAUAUUCUCUUCUUCUUGCUGAAAAUAUUUGCAACAAACUUGGAGUGAAGGUGCAAAAUCUAGUUGCAGAAAUUGUCGACUCAAAGUUGGGGAAACAAAUUACUCGACUAAAACCAUCACUAACUUAUAUAGCAGCUGAGGAAGUAAUGAGCCUCGUUACAGCUCAAGUGGCAGAGAACUUUGAACUUAAUGAGGUGUGGAAAGAUGUCCUAAAUGCUGAGGGAGAUGAAAUAUAUGUGAAGGAUAUUAGCCUCUACAUGAAGGAGGGGGAGAACCCCUCAUUCUCAGAGCUCACUGAAAGGGCAUAUUUGCGGAGAGAAGUUGCCAUUGGUUACGUGAAAAACAACAAAAAGGUCAUAAACCCAAUUCCCAAUUCAGAACCCCUGCCCCUUGAAUUGACAGACUAUCUAAUUGUAAUAUCUGAGCUUGAGGGAGAACAGCCCAUUGUUGUGUAACAUGUAUAUUACAAUUUUUUCAUGUGGCUACGCUUGCCUUUUUUAGUGGUGGCUGGCCCAUCCUUGUUUGUCUUU